Emericellopsis cladophorae is the source of this 1560-nucleotide messenger RNA. RefSeq lists its product as uncharacterized. Bases 1 to 1560 code for a protein of 519 amino acids. NCBI's taxonomy places the organism in Eukaryota, Fungi, Ascomycota, Sordariomycetes, Hypocreales, Bionectriaceae. The record is from RefSeq and is a predicted model, not a curated record. The transcript has 6 exons.
AUGAACCGAGCUGCGACUGCGCGCAACAAGCACCUCAAGGGCGUGCAUGGGCCCAGUCAUGCCAUAGCCAUGGACCCUGCUGCAAGACGUACAAGCCCCUUUGACCGGCUCAGCGGGGCGAGGAUCCGAGAAACGCAGCAAAAUGAGCACAUUGCCUGGCCUUCCGGCAACGAGGAGCUAAGGAAUGAACUACUGUCGCAGCCUGAACACCAUCAACUUGCCCAGAACUGGGAGACCAACAUUGCCACCUGGCGAAGGAUGUGUCUUCAGAUUGCCGACUUUCCGCCAUACCACCGAGCGAUAGCUACGGGCGAGGACUGGAUUAAAGUCACGGCUUUGCCACAGUGGCUCGCUGCUUUCAGAGCGAAUCUUAUUGACUACACCGACGCUGAGCGGCUUGAGCUGUCAAAAAAUUCAGACGUCAAGUGGUUAAGUUACCCAAAAGAUAAUGAUUUCAACCGCUUCAUUAUGGAAUCUCCAUGCGGUACCACAUUCGUCAUUGACAACGAAUUGGAGUCCGAUGUCACUCAUACACGCGGUGAUGAGGCUGCUCGGACCGAGUUGUCCAUGGCUGAGCCCGCGGUUCAUGUCGGGCCCACGAGCCAAAUUAGCCAAUACAUUUUUCCCACUUCGGGACACGAAAGUCUCACUGAUGGAGAUGAAUGCUCCUUCAAAAUCGAAAUUCAUAAGGGAGAUGAAGAUGAAGAUCAACAUGGGGAGCCCUUGCUCCCGUAUGUGCUGAACAACUGCCGCCUCUACGGCGAGGAUACAGGGGUUGGUCAAGCAUGGCUUUUUGUGCUUCGAAACCUAUAUGCCAGCGGCAGUCUCGACACUGAGAUCACUGCCCUGCGCGAGGAAGCAGGUUUGGUGCUUGACAUGUAUCAGCAGGCUGCCGACACGAAACAGGAGACGCGAGCAGGCGAGCUGUAUGAUGAAGCCUGCACGAUCGCCAAGUAUCUCCAGAAGUACAGGGAACGCAACUCACAACACCAACUCGACACAGAAUCUUGUGUACCUGAGCGUAUUUACGGUCCUACUGCGAUGGGCAUUCGCCGACCGAGGAUCAACAGAGCGAUGGAAAGACAUGCCCGGCUGCUGGGCGUCGACAAGGCGUAUCUGAAACUCCCCCCCAAGGAGCUAUACGUUGACAUGCUCAAUAAUCCCAAUACCAGAGUGCUGAGCAUUGAGGAGAUCAUUGACGGACAUCUGGUCAGACCCUGGAGAGAUAUUUCACGCGCGCCUUCUCUGGAUGAGCGUGAGCUCAACAACAAGAACUGCCUAGAUGCUGUUCGUCCACCGCAGAAUGCGGAGUUUAAAAUCCGAGGGGCUGCGUUAUCUAAUCAAAAGGUUCAUCAUGGGAACCUUGUGGGUGGGAGCGUGCCGGCCGUCCUCAGCGGGACAACUUCACACGCUGCUGUUCACGACAUGGCCCAUACCACGGACCAGCAAGACACAAACGCUGUCGACGAGGACGAGUUGAGUGACUACAAAUCUGGCGGCGAGAACUCGGACGAGCUCGAUGAGUCCAUGGACGCGGUGUCCAAGGCGAACAAGGCAUGA